Molecule: messenger RNA, 864 nt
Organism: Diaporthe amygdali
Lineage: Eukaryota; Fungi; Ascomycota; Sordariomycetes; Diaporthales; Diaporthaceae
Exons: 3
Coding region: 1-864 (287 amino acids)
Source: RefSeq, a predicted model, not a curated record
AUGUCUGACAGGAAGAAGAAACACGAGAAGAAAGACAAGAAGAGGCAGCAUUCUUCGUCCUCCAGUCCCGCUUCCCACGCGUCAUCUCACAGACAUGAUGACCACUCAGCUGGACAUCGCCAUCAUUCGAAGAAAAAAGUCAGCAGCUCCUCUCAAAAUCCCAGCCAAACCGCUGAGAAGUACGUUCAGUCCUCGUCUGGGAAGGCUACCAAGCAUUCUGGAGAACACAGCCACUCGUCGACCAGUAAAGGUCGCAGCUCUUCUGGGCAACCUGCCCAGUCCUCAUCUGUCACAGUCAGGCACUUCCCUCAGAAUCCCAGCCACCACUCCGGAACACAUGGGUAUUCCUCGUCUGUCCCAAGCAGCCACUUGGCUGGAGAUUUCAACCAGUCCGCAUCUGGCCAUCCUUCAUCUGGCCAAAAUAAGCAGUCUUCGACUGACAAGGAUGUGCCCAAGCAUUUCACCGGCAAUAUGAUGGAGAAUCUAGCAGAGCUCCAUAAUACGAGCUUCGGGGCCAUGCACACCAUUCCUGGCAAUUGGAACGAAAACAACGAUGAUCCCUUAUCAAAUAUAAACCUUGCGACUCCAUCUCCGUGUUACUCAAAAUCCAGUGGGAGAAGCUCGUCGUCUGCCAGUUCAAUCUCGGAGACUAGACUGCCCCAAAGCAUCAUGAAUCCAUCGGUGCGCGAAAAUAUUGGCUCUGAGACUAUGACCAACGUGCCAAGCAAUUGCGUCCUCACAACUUUCUCAAAUGGCGACUCGUGUGUCAGUUUCACCACAGCACGAAGCAAGCAGCGAGCGGCUACAAAAGACACUAUCCAGGUAUCAAUCAAGGAUCUGCGGAGCGAACAGAUCCCGCAGUAG